UCAGUUACCAAGCUACCAGGAUCAACAAAAUCAGAAGUCUUACAUUUUCAGUUACAGCAGUUCGCAAGCGGCCUCAAAAUUAUUUGUUUUCCCUUUUCGAAAUUUCUUCGUAUACAGCCUCAAUGAGUCUUAUAAGACAAUUCUAAUUAAUUCGGCGAAUAUUCCUUCUAAUGCAGGCAAAAUGCGCGAGUGUAUAUCCAUGCAUGUCGGCCAAGCUGGUGUACAAAUGGGUAAUUCCUGUUGGGAACUUUACUGUCUUGAACAUGGAAUUCAACCAGAUGGCACUAUGCCCUCCGACAAAGUUUCCGGUACCAACGACUGCUUCAAUACCUUCUUCAAUGAAACCAGUUCCGGAAAAAUGGUCCCACGAGCAGUGAUGGUUGACCUGGAGCCAACGGUAGUUGACGAGGUUCGCGUGGGUCCAUACAAACAACUGUACCAUCCAGAGCAACUGAUAACAGGAAAGGAAGAUGCUGCUAAUAAUUAUGCCAGAGGUCACUAUACCAUCGGAAGAGACGUCAUCGAAUCCGUAAUGGACAGAGUGAGAAGACUGACUGAUCAGUGUACGGGACUUCAAGGUUUCUUUGUCUUUCAUUCAUUCGGCGGUGGCACAGGGUCAGGAUUUACUUCGUUAUUGAUGCAAAGGCUCAGUGAUGAAUAUGGAAAGAAAAGUAAACUGGAAUUUGCAGUGUACCCAGCACCCCAGGUAUCUACAGCUGUUGUAGAGCCCUACAAUGCAAUCCUAACAACACACACAACAAUCGGCCAUUCCGACUGUGCCUUUAUGGUAGACAACGAAGCCAUUUAUGAUAUCUGUAGAAGGAAACUAGGAAUCGAACGGCCAUCUUACGCCAAUCUAAACAGACUCAUCAGCCAAGUCGUCUCCUCGAUAACAGCAUCAUUAAGAUUCGACGGUGCUCUCAAUGUCGAUCUCACCGAAUUCCAAACUAACCUUGUUCCUUAUCCAAGAAUACACUUUCCACUGGCGACAUAUGCGCCAGUUGUCUCGGCCGAUAAAGCUUUCCACGAGGGCAUGUCCGUUGCUGAAAUCACAUCCGAGUGCUUUGAUCCAGCUAACCAGAUGGUUAAGUGCGAUCCUCGCGAAGGCAAAUAUAUGGCCUGUUGUUUAUUGUACAGGGGCGAUGUUGUGCCUAAGGAUGUUAACGCUGCCAUUGCUGCUAUGAAAGGUAAAGCCAGUAUCCGCUUUGUCGAUUGGUGUCCCACUGGGUUUAAAGUUGGUAUCAAUUAUCAGCCACCGACAGUGGUACCUGGCGGUGAUCUGGCAAAGGUACAAAGGGCUGUGUCGAUGCUUUCAAAUACAACCGCCAUUGAGGAAGCUUGGGCAAAGCUUAAUCACAAAUUUGAUCUCAUGUACAACAAGCGUGCCUUUGUUCAUUGGUACAUUGGAGAAGGAAUGGAAGAGGGUGAAUUUACUGAAGCAAGGGAAGAUCUAGCUAGUCUUGAAAGAGACUACGAGGAAGUCGCCUGCGAGUCCGACAUCAUACCAGACAUCUCUAUGGAAUAUUGAUAGUCCUUACUGUUAUAUUUCUUUCUUCAAUUCUCUUACAGUCCACGAGGAAAAAGGGGUUGAUAAAAAUUGCAUAAUCAUAACAAAUCUAAUUUUAAUAUCAAUUGCAAGUUUUAAGCAUUGAAAUCCCUUCUUAUAGACAGAUUGCAUGUAAAGGUCCCUUGGAGUGACGUGCAAAGUCUAAAUGAAAGUUAGGGUGUUUUUAUUAGAAAACCUGAUGGACUUGGGAGAACAUGUUCAUUUUUUCAAAAUUCUACAGUACCUUUCAAAAGUGUUGCCUGUUGUAUUAUAUCCGGUACUCUGACUCGAAUCGUUUAUGGAACGAAUGUGCUUAUGGCAUGCUAUAAUUUUUUUAAUUAAUACUAAAAUGUAUUUGCUAUCGUUUGAUAGCAUCUUUUCGCAAUACUCUCUUCUGGGCACGAGUGAUUAAGUAUUAUCCUCAGAGGAAUUUCUUGUUUGAGAAUCCAAGCGAAAAUACAUUUUUAUGGCUAGCAGUGAGGAGAAUAGCAUGCAUCUGCUGUUCGCUUUGAAUUCCAUUCGACAUUUUCGGUUACUGGAUAUAAAACAAUUUAUGGGUCACGUUAAUAUAAUUCAAAUGAUAUUUUACAAUCAUAUGCACUUGCAAGAAGGAGAUUCUUGACUCGCCGAUUUUGUGAUCUUUUUAUCAGGACUUUUUAUAUUAUGCUCCUUUGAGAGAAUAUUGUAUUAUUUUUCCUUUAUAUUAUGUGAAUUUAUGUGUAAUAUUUGAUGUAACUGUCUGACUCGUGAAAUGUGGAUUAAUAUAACAUGCAUUUUACAAAGA
This is a messenger RNA of Cephus cinctus (wheat stem sawfly), 2330 nucleotides long. RefSeq names its product tubulin alpha chain-like. Gene Ontology annotation, cellular component: cytoplasm; microtubule. Gene Ontology annotation, biological process: mitotic cell cycle; microtubule cytoskeleton organization. NCBI's taxonomy places the organism in Eukaryota, Metazoa, Arthropoda, Insecta, Hymenoptera, Cephidae. Bases 182 to 1528 code for a protein of 448 amino acids. Gene Ontology annotation, molecular function: structural constituent of cytoskeleton; GTP binding. The transcript has 5 exons. The record is from RefSeq and is a predicted model, not a curated record.